Molecule: messenger RNA, 1620 nt
Organism: Engraulis encrasicolus (European anchovy)
Lineage: Eukaryota; Metazoa; Chordata; Actinopteri; Clupeiformes; Engraulidae
Gene: gjc1
Product: gap junction protein gamma 1
Exons: 2
Coding region: 1-1620 (539 amino acids)
Biological process (GO): cell-cell signaling
Cellular component (GO): connexin complex
Molecular function (GO): gap junction channel activity
Source: RefSeq, a predicted model, not a curated record
AUGAGCUGGAGCUUCCUGACGCGCCUGCUGGAGGAGAUCCAGAACCACUCCACCUUCGUGGGGAAGCUGUGGCUCACCGUGCUCAUCGUCUUCCGCAUCGUGCUGACGGCGGUGGGCGGCGAGUCCAUCUACUACGACGAGCAGAGCAAGUUCGUCUGCAACUCGGGCCAGCCGGGCUGCGAGAACGUGUGCUACGACGCCUUCGCGCCGCUCUCGCACGUGCGCUUCUGGGUCUUCCAGAUCAUCCUGUCGGCCAUGCCCUCGCUCAUGUACAUGGGCUACGCCGCCAACAAGAUCGCCAAGAUGGAGGACACGAAAGGCGGCGGCGCAGGGGCGAGGGGGGCCGGCGCGGGCGAGGGCGGCGCCGGAACAGGGACUGGAACAAGCGGCGGAGGUGGCGGCGGUUACACGCACCGGCGUCCCAGGAAGAUGUACUUUGGGGCGCGGCAGCACCGCGGCGGGGGAAUGGAGGAGGGCGAGGAGGAGCAGGAGGACGACCCCAUGAUCUACGAGGUGCCCGAGCCGGACACGUCUCGACGGGACCUGCUGCCGCCGCGGCCCAAGCCCAAGGUGCGGCACGACGGGCGCCGGCGUAUCCGCGACGAUGGCCUGAUGCGCAUCUACGUGCUGCAGCUGGUGACGCGCACGGUGCUGGAGGCCUGCUUCCUGGCAGGGCAGUACUUCCUGUACGGCUUCAGCGUCACCGAUGUCUUCGUGUGCUCAGGCAAGCCGUGCCCGCACAACGUGGACUGCUUCGUGUCGCGGCCCACGGAGAAGACCAUCUUCCUGCGCAUCAUGUACGGUGUCACCUGCCUGUGCCUGAUGCUCAACGUCUGGGAGAUGCUGCACCUCGGCUUCGGUACCAUCGGCGACAUCAUACGGCGGAGACGGGCCGCACCACCCGACGACGAGUACCAGCUGGGACUUCUGGCCGCCGCGGCAGGGGUGUCGGUGGGGGUGGGCGGUGCCGGGGGACCGCUCAGCGAGGGUGAGGGCACCGGGGUGGGCGGGGUGGGGGUCGGCGGUGGCGGAGGGGGCAGCAGCGCGGCGGACUAUGUCGGGUACCCGUUCUCCUGGAACACGCCGUCGGCGCCGCCAGGAUACAACAUCGUGGUGAAGCCCGAGGCCAUGCCCUACACGGACCUGAGCAACGCCAAGAUGGCCUGCAAGCAGAACCGCGAGAACAUCGCCCAGGAGGAGCAGCAGCAGUUUGGCUCCAACGAGGACAACUUCCCCACGGGCAGCGAGUCGCGCGCCCCGCUGCCGCCCCCUCCGCCGCCCCUCCUCAACAAGGACGCCAUGCAGCACGCCCAGGACCAGCUGGAGGCCGCCAUACAGGCCUACAGUCAGCAGCACCACCACGACAACCACCACCACCAUCACCACCCCGACGACCCUCACCGUAGCAACGAGGAUGCUGACGAUGAUGACGACGACGACAACGACGACAAGCCACAGAGCAACAUCACGCCGGCGCAGAAGGAGAAGAAGCAUCAUCAUCACCAUCAUCACCAUCACCGGUCCAAAGCCGGCAGGGGUGGGGGCAGUGCUGGCAGCGGGGGAGGGAGCAGCAGCAGCAGCAGCAAAUCGGGAGAGGGCAAGCCGUCCGUGUGGAUAUGA